Messenger RNA from Triticum dicoccoides, 729 nucleotides. RefSeq names its product probable calcium-binding protein CML31. Gene Ontology annotation, molecular function: calcium ion binding. The record is from RefSeq and is a predicted model, not a curated record. The transcript has a single exon. Lineage: Eukaryota; Viridiplantae; Streptophyta; Magnoliopsida; Poales; Poaceae. The coding region runs from base 60 to 488 and encodes 142 amino acids.
CUGUCGCUCACACAAGCAUCGAGCCGUCCACGCAUCAGUCCAACACCAGUUAACUCACCAUGGUGCGGAUGGCCCGUGCCUUCUCAUCCUUCGACCGCGACAGCGACGGCAAGAUCUCGGCGGCCGAGCUGCGGCUCUGCGUGGAGGCGACGCUCGGCGACGGCAUAUCGGCCGAGGACGCCGCGGCGCUCGUGGAGUCGGUGGACGCGGACGGCGACGGGCUGCUCAGCGAGGAGGAGUUCCUGAAGCUGGCGGCCGAGGGGGAGGGGGGAGAAGAGGACCAGAGGCGCAGGGGUCUGUGGGACGCGUUCGGGGUGUACGAGGUGGAGGGGAGAGGGUGCAUCACGCCGGCCAGCCUGAGGCGGGCGCUGAGCCGGCUGGGCGCCAGCCGGGACGUCGGCGACUGCCGCGCCAUGAUCCAGAGGUUCGAUCUCAACGGAGUCGGGGUGCUCACCUUCGACGAGUUCGAGACCAUGAUGGACUCGUAGGGGACUCCGUUGGCGCCAACCGUGUGCGUGCUUGGUAUGCCCGGACGUGACGUCUUGCGCCUAUGACUAUGAGAGAGUCGUGUAUGUGUUGUGUCAUGUGUGUAUCGCGAUUUCUUCAAAAAUUGAAUAAGAGUAUAAAAUAUGCGAGUACUACGCGUGGUACAAGAGUAUUGUGCAUCCAAACUGUUGGAAUGGGUGGCUCCCCUCCAUGUCAUGGUUAGGGCCUCUUUGAUUUGCAUGA